Messenger RNA from Pseudopodoces humilis (Tibetan ground-tit), 902 nucleotides. RefSeq lists its product as uncharacterized. The record is from RefSeq and is a predicted model, not a curated record. Lineage: Eukaryota; Metazoa; Chordata; Aves; Passeriformes; Paridae. Gene Ontology annotation, cellular component: cytoplasm. Gene Ontology annotation, molecular function: oxidoreductase activity.
CACCAGCGGAGUUCAGGCAAGAGCAGUGUAGCCACAGCCAGAGCAGCAUGGCAGGGUUCCAUGUCCGCUCCCUUCUGGUGACUGGAGCCAACCGAGGCAUUGGCCUGGGGCUUGUUCAGCAUUUCCUGAGGAUGCCAGACCCACCACAGUGGAUCUUUGCAGGCUGUCGGGACCCCAAGGGACAGCGAGCACAGGAGUUACAGAAUUUGGCCUCCAAGCACCCCAACAUCAUCAUCAUCCCGCUCGAAGUGGCUGACCCUGCCAGCAUCAAGGCGGCUGCAGCCAAGGUUGGGGAGCACCUGGGGGAUUCUGGGCUGAACCUCCUCAUCAACAAUGCUGGAAUUCUGAAGGUGAACAUACUUGAUACUGAAAUACUGGAGGACAUGAGUGAGAUUUACACCACUAACACAAUUGGGCCGCUGCUGAUGGGCCAGGCAUUCCUGCCCUUGCUGAAGAAAGCUGCCCAGGGGUGCCCAGGCUCAGGGCUGAGUUGCAGCAAGGCUGCCAUUGUCAACAUGUCCAGCAUUGGCGGCUCCAUCGCUUCUUUCUUUGGCUGGGACAUGAUGCAAGUCACCUCGUACCGCUGCAGCAAGGCUGCUCUGAACAUGCUGAGCAAGUGCCAGUCCCUGGCGUACAAGGAGCACGGCAUCCUCUGUGUCGCUCUCCACCCCGGCUGGGUGCAAACAGACAUGGGCAGUGCUGCUGGACACACGCCCCCUGUGACAGUGGAUGACAGCGUGCAAGGGAUGCUGAAGGUCCUCUCCUCCCUCUCUGAGAAGGAGACCGGUGCCUUCCUGGACUGGGAAGGGAAGGUCAUACCCUGGUGAGACACCACUUCAGGAUUCUGGUAGCCAGGAGGAACCCUGUGCCACUGCUUCUGUGUUUCCCAGAUCCUCAAUAAA